GCUCAGUUAGCGGUGUGUGGUCGUAACAGCGGUGAGGAAGAUGUCGAAGUUGGUGCAGAUCUUUGGGAAAAACGGAGCAGAAUCUCCGGAGCCGGUGAACGCUAAAGUGACGGGAACCAUCCCGCCAUGGCUGCAGGGAACGCUGCUAAGGAACGGACCCGGACUUUUCUCCGUGGGCGACUCCGAGUAUAACCACUGGUUUGACGGCAUGGCACUCAUCCACAGCUUCACCUUCAUCAAUGGCGAGGUGACGUACAGAAGUAAGUUUCUAAGGAGCGACACAUACAAGAGGAACGUGAAGGCCGACAGGAUUGUCGUCUCUGAGUUUGGAACCAUGAUCUACCCCGAUCCCUGCAAAAACAUAUUCGCCAGGGCAUUUACACACCUCUCCAACGUGAUCCCUGACUUCACUGACAACAACCUGAUAAACAUCAUCCGCUAUGGCCAGGACUACUACGCCUCCUCCGAGGUCAACUACAUGAACCAGAUCGAUCCCGCAACCCUGGACACCAUUGGCAGGAUUAACUAUAGGAACCAUAUCGCCAUAAACCUUGCAACAGCUCACCCGCACUAUGACGACGAGGGCAACACCUACAACAUGGGCACCGCCAUCAUGGGCUUUGGUCGACCCAAGUAUGUCAUAUUCAAGGUGCCAGUUGAUGCUUCAGAUAAAGAGCACAAAAAGCCGGCACUGAGGAAAGCCCAGCAGAUCUGUUCGAUCCCGUUCCGUUCCACUCUGUUCCCGAGCUACUUUCACAGCUUCGGUAUGACUGAGAACUACAUUGUGUUCGUGGAGCAGCCCUUCAAACUGGACAUCCUCAAACUGGCCACCGCCUACUUCAGAGGGGUCAACUGGGGGAGCUGCCUCAAAUAUGACGAGAAAGACUAUGCUUGGUUCCACGUUAUCAACAGGAAGACAGGAAAGACCAUGUCCACACGGUACUACGGAGAUGCCUUUGUGGUUUUCCACCAUGUCAACGCGUACGAAGAUGACGGUCACAUUGUGUUUGACCUGAUCACUUACAAGGAUAGCAACCUGUACGACAUGUUCUACAUGCAGAACAUGAGGCAGGAGGCCGAAAACUUUGUGGAGGCCAACAAGGUCUUCAGCCCACCGAUCGUCAAGAGGUUUGUCCUGCCAGUCAACGUCCAUCGGGAAAGUCCAAGAGGAACAAACUUGGUGACUCUGAAAGACACGACAGCUCAGGCAGUGGUCCAAGAGGACGGCUCUAUCUACUGCCAGCCAGACACGCUCUUUGAAGGUCUGGAACUUCCUGGGAUCAACUACAAAUUCAACGCUAAGAAGUACAGAUACUUCUAUGGCUCCAGGGUGGAGUUCUCACCACAUCCCAACAAGAUCGCCAAGUUUGACAUUGUGGCCAGGAAGCACAUGCUGUGGGAGCAGGACAACUGUUUCCCCUCAGAGCCCGUGUUUGUGGCGUCUCCAGGAGCCACUGAGGAGGACGAUGGGGUGAUCUUAUCAUCAGUCAUCUCUCCCGAUCCAAAUGUCUCUCCGUUCAUGCUCGUCCUCAACGCCAAAACCAUGGAGGAGAUUGCCCGAGCAACCAUCCCCACCAGCGUCCACAUGGACCUUCACGGACAUUUCAUCCCGUCUAAAACACUAUGAGAAGAACCCAAGCCACUGUUUAAAGUUUUUUAUUUUAAUGCACUUUACAGGACUUGUUUGAGGAUGUUUUUGUUGCAUCUUUUCCUUUAUGACCCCCAGAGGAUGAACCCACAAAACCACACGACUAAGGAGACCCAUCAUCAGGGCAAUUCUGUUUUUGCUCAUACAAAUAAAAAUGUUUU
Messenger RNA from Cheilinus undulatus (humphead wrasse), 1809 nucleotides. It is a transcript of the gene bco1l, whose product is annotated as beta-carotene oxygenase 1, like. The transcript is spliced from 11 exons. The coding region runs from base 41 to 1627 and encodes 528 amino acids. Gene Ontology annotation, molecular function: beta-carotene 15,15'-dioxygenase activity; carotenoid dioxygenase activity. The record is from RefSeq and is a predicted model, not a curated record. NCBI's taxonomy places the organism in Eukaryota, Metazoa, Chordata, Actinopteri, Labriformes, Labridae. Gene Ontology annotation, biological process: retinal metabolic process; carotene catabolic process.